This is a messenger RNA of Cuscuta campestris, 1504 nucleotides long. Lineage: Eukaryota; Viridiplantae; Streptophyta; Magnoliopsida; Solanales; Convolvulaceae. The record is from the annotation of a GenBank genome assembly.
CGUCGACGUGGAGGCAGGUGAGCCCGCGACCUCUCGAGGUCCGGAUAAAGGUAAAAAAAAUAUAAAUCAGAGUUAUUUGUUUAUCAUUUUGACAAAGAAACAAAAGAUGGCGUAGUUUAUGGAACUUGUAAACAUUGUGGGACCGUCAUAAAAAUGGGAGUCUCCGGCGGUUAUGGCGGUCCGGAAAAACACCUAAGGUCGAGGCAUCUCGUGGAGUACGCCAAAUACACGGCGAAAAAGAAAGGAUGACAAGAAGUGCAAACCCAAAUUUCUCGGUUUGCUAACAGAGGGACUAGAAGCUAUGGGCGGAGUUUUGACGAAUAUUAAAGAAGGAAUUAAAAGAAUUUGGGGGGCUCGUCUUGUUUCGAAAAAAUGGAAGAUUUUCUGUAAGUCUAAAGGUAGAAAAGAAAUAGUUUUUGCAAAAGAUAUCCACAUUAGAUGGAAUAGUACAUACAAAUUGAUUCAUCAGAUUCUAAAAUAUAAAGAGGAACUUGCUGNUUUUAAUAACGCAACUCUUACUUUUUCUCAUGUUUACCAACCAACUACAAAUACAUUUUUAAAAGAGUGCGUUACAAUCGCAACAUGUUUUCGUGAAAGUAAGGCUGAUCCAGAUUUGUACCCAUAUGUCUCUCCUAUGAUACAAAAAUGGUGUUCUUAUUAUUUGUACAUUCCUGAUAUUUAUAAAAUAGGUAUUAUUUGUGAUCCACGCUUUAAAAUUGAAAAUUAUAAAAUUUUAAUUGAUUAUUACUACAAGUGUUUUUUAGAUGAAAAUAGUUAUUACUACUCUUAUUUAGUAGAAUGGAAAAAAGAAAGAGAUAAUGCUGUAACUUUUUUUGAGAAUUUGUUUGAGGAAUAUCAAGGGUUAUACGGCAGUGUACAAGAAGAAACAGCACCACCUCCGCCCCCGAAAUCAAAAAAAGGUUUUGCCGGAAUAGUCGGUGGGCUUCUUGCAAAGAAAGGGAAGCGUGCUCAUUCUUCGACGAGUUCAAGUGGUACAACAGUAAGCUCGCACAACGAACUUUCUAUGUACCAGGGUGUGCCAUGCGAUUACGAUGAAGACGAAGUGGAUUUUGACGUGCUCGGAUGGUGGAAGGGGAACGAACACAUGUUCCCAUGUCUCGGCAUGCUAGCAAGACAAGUGUUAUCCGUUCCGGUAUCAACUGUAGCAGUUAAACGAGAAUUCAGUGCUGGCGGCAACAUUCUAACCGACUUUCGAAGUUGUCUUAGCGCUGAAUCUCUUGAAACACUUGUUUGCAACCAAGAUUGGCUCUUGGCAAGACAUCGAGCUCAAGAGUCAACGUACCAACUCGAAUCGGAGCAUUACAUGAAUGCAACAGAUGGAAGUCCGAGUUCUGAAGAAUAAGUUAUAAUUUUUUUUGUUAAUGUAAAUAUGUAAUUAGUUUUUUUAGCUGAGCGAUAUAUAAGCUCCUUCGAGGGUUUCUUUACGGUUCUUUACCUCGUCGCUUAUUUUGAACCGUCAGGAUAUUAAAUGUGGUUGUUCUUU